AUGGAGUGCUUCCUGCAUGCCAGGGCACAAGAGAUUGUGUGGGGAGGACUGAUGGUACUUAUCAUUCCAGGCCACCCUGACGGUACCUCUGAUUCUCAUGCUCCGGCAAAUAUGAACUUUGAAUUUCUAGGAUCUUACCUCAUGGACUUGGCUAGGGAGCUAAGCAAUGAUCAGCUGCUGAAAGUGUGA
Messenger RNA from Prunus armeniaca (apricot), 189 nucleotides. The record is from the annotation of a GenBank genome assembly. NCBI's taxonomy places the organism in Eukaryota, Viridiplantae, Streptophyta, Magnoliopsida, Rosales, Rosaceae.